ACCGCUUCUUCCUGCUACAGCCGUUGCCGCUUCGAGCCCACACAAAAACCUACCACCACCACCACCACCACCACCACCACCACUAUCACGACGAUCAGAAGCCACCCCUUUGCCUUUACCGCUCCACGUCUAUCCAUCUCGCUCCCUAGCUCGCUUCUCUUAACCCACCGUCAUUACUGUUUGUCGUAGUCAUUGCCGUUUCCUCGUGCUCGUCGUACACAACGACCGCACUGUAUUUAUAUCCACCACGGACUACUCGCUUGUGUUGUUAAAAACGCGUUUGUAUUGGUGCGCGAGCAGCCAGCCAGCCAUCGGCAAUCCCCGCGUGCUAGUUCACUCCCUCCAACCUCGAACGCUCUCGUUUACCGGCACUCCAUCCGUGUGACCUGCGGUUUCUCCGGCAUAUCUUUCGCUCUCUCUCUCUCUCUCUCCCUCUUGUUCUCUCCUGCUUGCUCUCACACCGCUGAUCUCUCUCGAUCUUCCUUCUUCGUGCGUCUUCUCAACCCCCUUAGUUUCACUAGUAUAACGGCGGUGAUCCGCAGACCAUCACGAGGACCACGCGCUUAAUACUGAAAUAUCGUUCGGCCUGGUAAACGUCAUCGGCGUCGUUUGGUACACAAUUUUGUGGCAUCCUCGCUAAAACUCGACCUUCUUUUUCUCUCGUUUCGCUGUCUCCCUCAGUUUUCCUCGUUCCCUCUAAUUUUCUUUUCUUGCAUAUUUCUUCGUCACUCUCUUGCAUACUCCCAAAUUUCGUAGCCGACAAAUGCGAACCACGCGUCAUUGAACGCCGAUCUACUCUAGCCACAUUUACCGUCCGUUCGUACAAUUGACGCGCAGUUCCUCAGUGCCACUACCGCGAGUUCACACCGACGAACAGUGAUUAUUCGUGCAAAGUGACUUCCCCGAGUUUCUCUGUCACACGUAAUACGAAAAAUAACGAAAAAGCUUGAAGGCGAGAGAAACCAAGCGGCGUGCAACUUUUCAUGUGACGCGUGAAUCGUGAUCGUUCGUCGGGUCUCACUGACGUUCCGGUAAACAAAUAUAUGUCCUAGUGAAACCCAGAGAAUAUUCAUUAUCGCAGAAAAUAUAAAUUUCAAUCAACCACGAUAAAUAUAUUUAAAAAACCGUCGAACUAAAACGUGAAUGUGCCUUUCGCGGAGUGUCAUGAUAUUCGAAGCAAACGAAAAAUUUGGAAAGAUUAAUUAGUUCGAAUAAAAGAAGCCGACAUGCUCGUGAUAAUUAUAAAAUGAGCAUGAAAAAAAAAAUCACAAUCAUUGCAAAGAAGAAAAGCGUGCUGGAAAAGAGUACAAAAAGAAAAUCGGUCGCAGUGCGGGUGGAAAGUGGCUCGAGAUUAAUUGCAGUGAAUGGACCAAUCGAGCCAACGAAGGUGGAGUAAGGAGAGGCUUGAAAAGGAGAUACAGAUCUGUUCGUAUUCACAUUUACGAGAAAUGUAUGCGUGCGUGUGUGUGACACCACCAAGUGAACGUAAUUGUCGGGCGUUUGGUAGACUCGCGCAGAACACACCGAUUGGAGUCACAACGCUGUGUUAAUCUUGUGCUCGAGUAGAGAGGGAUGAAGAGGGUUACGGAAGCUUGAAGGGAGGGAAAGAAGUGAGUCGCACACACACGCGCACACGUACGAAUACCCGUGCACCCAAAGGCUGCACGUCAAAGAAGAGGGGAAACAAGUGAGAGAGGUCCAGAGGCAAAAGGGGUAGGGAUUUGGCUUUCUCAUUCCCACACCCUCUCAAAAACCCUCAAACCCCUCUUUGUUCCCUUCUGCAUACACCAGGUACACGUCACAACGAUAUAGGCACUGUUAUACUGAGGUGGAAAGCAAAGAGGGGGUGUAAAGUCAUCAUCGUCGUCGUCGUCGUCGUCGUCGUCGUCUCGGUAUUAUUUCUCCCCUUCUCUUUCUUGCUUUCCCUCGCUCUUGGUCUCUCACUCUCUCUCACUUAUAUUGCUCGUGCGAGGGGUGGCUUGUGAGGGGGUGACCGCCUCAAGUGUCUUGUCUCCUAUCAUCCUCUUGUUCCAAGUAUCGCUUACGAAUGAACCGCGAUCGAGCGAUCGUCGACGCUCGUCGCCAAUCGACCAGCAACAACAGCAACAACGUCAUCGCGACGGCAAAGAGAAGACUCUAUCAAACACGUACGACGAGGACGGCUCGGCCGAGAGGAGGAACGCGUUGAAGAUGCACCAUCGACGGACGUUUUUUCACGUUGUGCCUCUUCGAACUUUGCCACCUCAAGCAUCGCGAAUUAUAAAUAAAUUCAUGAAUUAUUGAAAAAAAAAAAAAAUAUAUAUAUAUACAAAAGUAUAAGAGGAAGAAAGCUUUUUUAAUGGUCCAUCGAAAAGGGUGAACGAGCACAUGGAAAAUGCCAACUUCCGUGCCCAGUUUUUUCGUGAUUACGCUAUCGGAAAUUCUUCCUAACGUAAGAUAAAUUGAAAAUUGUUUCAAAAGAACGUGAAAAUUUGUGACAACAAUCGACUGCGUUGAACGAAAUGAACGAAAAAAAAUCAUCGCGACGGCGAGAAUAUUAACAUGACGAGUAACGUGGAUGUUUCUCGAGUCACGGAAACGGUAGCGAGUGUGUGUAAUUUAGUCAAUUCUUCUGUAUCGUCAAUGUUCCAGGCUUUAUUAUUAUUAAUAUGAUUGAAUUGUGAUUAAGAUUAUUCUGGUAAUAAUACAAAGUGAGUGAUAAGAAAGCGCGGUUAAAAGGCUAGUGAAGACUCGCUUCGAAGAAAUUUACGGAGUUCUCGUCACACGCGCGAGCCCCCUCAGGUGCUGAUUCAACGGUUUUUUUAAGUGACUUAUCGGUGGUGUGUAGAUGAAAACUGGCCGAAGGAAAAGACCUCGGUCGAGCUGAUUGGUGCAAAGAAAAACGUGGAGCUACGCAGUGUCGUGGUCUCCGAAAAACAGGCCGAGAAGGCUAAAGAAGUGGCCGAAGAGGACAUGUCGGCCGAGACCGAGAUCGAGGUUUCUGUGGUCUCGGAGGAAGACCUCGAUCUCGAGGCGUCCAGAAGCACUUCUACACCGACCGACAUGUUGCUACAAGAGAAAAGCACCCGCGGUGCUUGCGGUCUUGGAAAUUCCUUCAGUUUUGACGUCGGCAAAGCCGCCAUGAGGCCAGCUUGUAACGCCCAAUACACCUCUUUUAGCAUAGAAAGUAUACUCGGCCAUCCGGAAUCGCCCACAGCUGACGCCACGUCCGCAAUCUCGAUCGAGAGACAAUCCUCCGACCAUGAACGUUCGUCGCCACCUUUGAUCGCCGCACCGAGCUCUCACAGAAUUAUUUUGUCCUGUGACUCAUCGCCGUCGGACACUCUACUUUCACCAUCUUCUCACAGACCUAACGCUAACAAUGGAACGAGAAAUUCGACUACGAACAAUCACCAUUCGCACGACAACUCGAGAACGACGAAUGCGUCGGCCGGUAUCGCCACCAGCGCGACCAGUCCGGCCAGCUACACUUCUGGUGAUCCUGCUAAUCCGUUAAUGGGUCAUCAGGCCUCUACGGAUUUGGCUAUGCUCUCAAGGUUGGGUCUCAUUCCCUCGUUCAUAACGAGCCAAUAUCCAGUCGGUCUGAACGUCGGCGGGGUAUUCUUGCCAGCGUCGCUUCAGCAUCAGCUUCAUCAGUUACAGCAUCAGCAUCACUCGAGAUUGGCAGCUGCGGCUGCGAGUUCGGCACUUAGCAACGCGAGCCAAUCAGAGAUCGCGGAAGUCGAAGCCGCAGCGAUAAGGGGUGUAUUGCCGGGAAACGGGGGUUGGCCGUUCCUUUGGAGGCCUUCGCAUGGCCUUCAAGGACUUGAUCAUCCACCGGCAUCGAGUGAUUUGAUAAACUCUCUGAACCGGGUCAGUCCAGCCUCAGCGUCGAUUCCUCCUCGAGAGGACAUUGACGACGAUAAUCGUUCCGACGCCCGUUUGCAUCACCGUGGUGGAAGGAGUCCGAGCGGCGACGGUCACGAUGACCUCGGGGAUGUUGACGACGGGGGAGAGGGGAGCGACGUGGAGGAUUCGGGUGGCGGUGGCGGUAGCGGAGGCGGUGGCCACCACAAUUCUUCGUCGGGGAAUGGAUCAGGCGGUCAGGGGAUCCAAGUUGGUGGGGACGCUUGCGAUUCCGGGAAGAUAAAGAGGAAGAAGAAAACGCGUACGGUGUUUUCGCGGUCGCAAGUUUUUCAGUUAGAAAGUACGUUCGAUCGUAAGCGUUAUUUAUCGUCGUCGGAGCGCGCAGGGCUCGCGGCGUCCCUCGGCCUCACAGAGACGCAGGUGAAGAUAUGGUUUCAAAAUCGUCGUAACAAGUGGAAGCGGCAAGUAGCCGCUGAGCUAGAAGCCGCCAAUAUGGCGCACGCGACCCAAAGACUCGUUAGAAUUCCUGUGCUGUAUCACGACGCGACGGUCGGGAAUUCGGUGGUAUCGGGACCCUCGGGCAACGGCAUUGGCGGCUCGGUCGCCUCGAGCGUGGCCCCGUCCUCCGUCAGUGGUGGAAUGCCGCACAGCGUUGGUGUCGGUACUUCCGGUUGCGGCGUCCCGACCGGUGGACCGGCGAUAUUUUACUCGCACCAUCAGCACCAGCAUCAUCACCAUCCAUCCCACGUGCAAGCCCACAGUAUGUUGACCCACCAGGUGCAUCCGCAACCCCCGCCCCCUCCGCCUCCACCGCCGAAUCCUCAGCCACCCCCGCAAUCGUCCCAAUAACCCCGUAGACUGUCUUGUGAGCGUCCAAAUGGAACUUGGCACGAGAUUCGAUACCAAAACUUCGAGCUACGCCCGAGCGAAUCCGAGCUCGAUUUAUCCAACGCGGUGAACAGUGUCGAAAGUGUAAAUGAGCAUCGCCAACGAUUCUAUCCCCGACCCGAUCGGUCGGAGAGCCUCAGACAUGGAUUUCAUACUCCGGAUGAACGAGACAAAAUUCUCAAUUCGAGAAUCAACGAGCACACGGAACUUGAACAAAACAAGUCUGAUCGCGGCGUCCAAACGCUCGGGAAGAAUGGCGAUCUUCAAUGUGCCCACCCAGACUCCUUUCCAGCCUCGUUCACCACAUCCGAGGGAACGAUUCAUCCUACAAACACGAUGAUUAAUUGUAAGAGACCGAUUGUCCUCGUCGUUAAUAUCGACGAAUAAAUGGAUGAUUGCCUACGUGUCAAUAUUAAGAGAAAUAAUAAGAAAAUAAGAAAUUGCGUCACUAUA
Molecule: messenger RNA, 5187 nt
Organism: Venturia canescens
Lineage: Eukaryota; Metazoa; Arthropoda; Insecta; Hymenoptera; Ichneumonidae
Gene: Hmx
Product: H6-like-homeobox
Exons: 3
Coding region: 2953-4695 (580 amino acids)
Biological process (GO): regulation of transcription by RNA polymerase II
Cellular component (GO): nucleus
Molecular function (GO): DNA-binding transcription factor activity, RNA polymerase II-specific; RNA polymerase II transcription regulatory region sequence-specific DNA binding
Source: RefSeq, a predicted model, not a curated record